CCUUGGCGGGUGGGAGCGGGGUGUACAAAGCAGAGGCUGAGAAAGAUCUGGGUUUUUCGGUGUCCGCCGGCGGUGUCCGCAUUGGGCUCCAGGUCCACGAUUCCACCCAGGCUGCUCAGUCUGGUGCCGUCUGUGGGCGGUUUCUGGAAGCGUCCUGCUGCUUAAUGGGAGAGGCGCUCCCACGGGUCCCCGUUUCUUCUCCCUCUAGAGGAUAAUCUAGGAGGCCGAGAGGAGCAGGCUCAGGGCAGGCUCUGGGGUAAUCCUGGCCUCCUCAGUUAUGCAAGAGAGCGCUGCAGGCCUCCUGGGGCAAUUCUGCUCCUGGGCCCGAACCGCGGCCACUCCCAUCCCAGCGGGGAGGGUGCUUUUUUCCGAAGGCAGCUUGGUCAGGUGACCGUGGCGGCUCUUAUUUAGCCGGGGACGCGGAAGGACGAGCGCUCGGAGGCCGCGGGAGAACGCUCAGGACCGGGGACUGCGAGGCCAUGCGAUCCCCGAAGCUGCCCGGGCUGGCGCUCGCGCUGCUGGUCCUGCUGCUUCUGCUGCCGCCGCCGGGUUCCGCGGGCGGCCCCGCGCCCUUCGACCCGACCUGGGAGUCCCUGGACGCCCGCCAGCUGCCCGCCUGGUUCGACAAGGCCAAGUUCGGCGUCUUUAUCCACUGGGGCGUGUUCUCCGUGCCCAGUUUCGGGAGCGAAUGGUUCUGGUGGUACUGGCAAAAGGAAAAGAUACCAGCUUAUGUGGACUUUAUGAAAAAUAAUUACCCUCCUGAUUUCACAUAUGAAGAUUUUGGACCACUAUUUACAGCAAAAUUUUUUAAUGCAAACCAGUGGGCAGAUAUUUUACAGGCUUCUGGUGCCAAAUACGUUGUCUUAACUUCCAAACAUCAUGAAGGCUUCACCUUGUGGGGCUCAGAGUACUCGUGGAACUGGAACGCAGUAGACGAGGGGCCGAAGAGGGACGUCGUCAAGGAACUCGCGGUCGCCGUUAGGAACAGGACUGACCUGCGCUUUGGGCUGUACUACUCCCUUUUUGAGUGGUUUCAUCCGCUCUUCCUUGAGGAUGAAUCCAGCUCGUUCCAGAAACAACAAUAUCCAGUGUCUAAGAUGCUGCCCGAGCUCUACGAGUUGGUGAACAAGUAUCAGCCAGAGGUGCUGUGGGCAGAUGGCGAUGGAGGGGCCCCAGAUACCUACUGGAAAAGCUUAGACUUCCUAGCCUGGUUGUACAAUGAGAGCCCGGUUCGGGACACAGUGGUCACCAAUGACCGUUGGGGAGCUGGUAGCAUUUGUAAGCACGGUGGCUACUAUACAUGUAGUGAUCGUUAUAACCCAGGACAUCUUUUGCCACAUAAAUGGGAAAACUGCAUGACAAUAGACAAGUUUUCCUGGGGCUACAGGAGGAAUGCUGGAAUCUCUGACUAUCUCACAAUUGAAGAAUUGGUGAAGCAACUUGUACAAACAGUUUCAUGUGGAGGAAACCUGUUGAUGAAUAUUGGGCCCACACGAGAUGGCACCAUUUCUGCAAUUUUUGAGGAGCGAUUGAGGCAAAUGGGAAUCUGGCUAAAAGUCAAUGGAGAAGCCAUCUAUGAAACCUACGCUUGGAGAUCCCAGAAUGACACUGUGACCCCAGAUGUAUGGUACACAUCCAAACCUAAAGAUAAGUUGGUCUAUGCCUUAUUUCUCAAAUGGCCCAUAUCAGGACAGCUCCUUCUUGGCCAGCCCAAAGCUACUCUGGGGGCAACAGAGGUUAAACUCCUGGGACAUGGACAGCCCCUUCAUUGGACAGCUUUGAAGCAAAAUGGCAUUAAGGUAGACCUGCCUCAGCUAACCAUCCAUCAGAUGCCCUGCCAGUGGGGCUGGGCUCUAGCACUAACAAAUGUGACCUGAUCUGCAGUAGAGUGCUUCCUGACGCAGUUACAGCUAAGACUAGAAUGUAUAUCAGGUUUCUGUAACUACAGCACAUGGACAAAGCAAAUGUAAAAUUGGCCAAGAAUUGCCUAAAUUACCCACGUAACUGUUUUAACUCUCCAAUGCACUUUGCUAUUUCUCUUCACACUGAAUUUAUUUCCAUGUGUGAAUCAGAGGUGGGGAUCUUUGUUGUAGUGAGAAAUUGGUGGUGGUAAGGACCGAAUCAUGUCUAAUGCCAAAUUCACAUUUUGAAACUCUAAGCCUCAAUGGGGCUUCCCUGGUAAAGAAUCCACCUGCAAUGCAUGGGACAUGAGUUUGAUCCCCGGGUUGGGAAGAUCCCCUGGAGAAGGAUUGGAUUUGGAGAUUUUAAAGAAGUAACUAAGGUUAAAUGAAGUCAUCAGGGUGGGACCUUAAUCCAAUAUGACUGGAGUCCUUAUAAGAAGAGGAAGAACAUGGAUGGAAGCACACGGAGGAAAGACCAUUUAAGGACACCGUGAGAAGGUGGCCAACUGCAAGCCAAGGAGGCCUCAAGAGAAACCAAACCUGCUGAAGCCUUGGGCUUUCAGCCUCCAGAACUGUGAGAAAAUAAAUGACUGUGGUUUAAGCAUCC
This is a messenger RNA of Dama dama (fallow deer), 2508 nucleotides long. RefSeq names its product alpha-L-fucosidase 2 (gene FUCA2). Gene Ontology annotation, molecular function: alpha-L-fucosidase activity. Gene Ontology annotation, cellular component: lysosome. The record is from RefSeq and is a predicted model, not a curated record. Gene Ontology annotation, biological process: fucose metabolic process; glycoside catabolic process. Lineage: Eukaryota; Metazoa; Chordata; Mammalia; Artiodactyla; Cervidae. The transcript has 7 exons. Bases 480 to 1877 code for a protein of 465 amino acids.